GUGGUUGUGGGCAUGUGAUUAUAUUUUUGGUGCAUUUUCUUUCUUUCUUCAAUAAACUAACUUCUACUCGGUAGGAUAAGAUAGGAGAUAUAAUGGCCUGUUUAGUAGUAUUUUAAGUUUCAUCCACUCAUUACUCAACUUCAACAAUAUAAUAGGGCAGAUCAGACUUCAGACGAGUAAUAGGGCGAAAAAGAUGUGGAGACCAAGCUGUUCAAUGUUGAUGAAGCUUGUACUGAUCUUGUCUCUCUCAGUGGUGCGAGGAGCUCUGUGCCAUGGCAAUUUCCAAGCCUUCUACUUCGUGCAGCAGUGGCUGGGUUCUUACUGCAACCAGAGGGGCACCAGAUGUUGCUACCCACCCACUGGGAAGCCAACCCCCGACUUCACCAUCUAUGGUCUCUGGCCUUACAACUCCGACGGCAGCUUCCCCGACAACUGCCCCGGCGACAGUUUCAACGUCGCUCCGCUUAAAGCAAUGGAGGACAGCCUGCAGAAGGCUUGGCCAUCCUUCACAUGCCCACUGAUAGGGAGGAAAUUCUGGCUACACGAGUGGAACAAAUACGGGACUUGCUCAAUGUCCGCGGUGCCCGAGCUGCACUACUUCGAAUCCGCAAUCGACCUCAAGAACAAGAUCAACAUCCUCCAAGCGCUUGCGAAAGCUGGAAUCCGGCCGAACAACAGGUUUUACCCUCUCAAGUCCAUUAAGAAGGCGGUCGAAUCGGCGUUCGGGUUUCACCCGUGGGUGAACUGCAACCACAACGCGAACGAGGAGAGCCAGAUUUGGCAGAUCACACUGUGUGUGGACAGGAGUGGCAAGAAGCUUGUGGAUUGCCCGUUUAUUCCCAAGGGACGAAUCGAGUGCGCGACCGAGGUCUUUUUCCCUUCUUAUUACUAAGUCGGUACGGUCUGCAAAAAAAACCCGAACCCGAUGGUUAUAUCGGAGCGGUUUCGUUGGCCAGAGAAUAUGUAUUUUUUCUCACCAACUAAUCGACAAUUCGCUCUCGUUUUGAUUUCGUACAUUGUGUUUCUGCAUUUUGUGUUAACCUUGGAUUGGAUUAUGAAUGGCUACAAACUACUCCCUUUGUUCCCUAAUUUUGUUAUGGUUUUUCCAUUUUGGUCUAUUCAAGUGCUCCUAUAAAUCUUAUGCUGAUUG
Cuscuta campestris is the source of this 1150-nucleotide messenger RNA. Lineage: Eukaryota; Viridiplantae; Streptophyta; Magnoliopsida; Solanales; Convolvulaceae. The record is from the annotation of a GenBank genome assembly.